Molecule: messenger RNA, 4071 nt
Organism: Seriola aureovittata
Lineage: Eukaryota; Metazoa; Chordata; Actinopteri; Carangiformes; Carangidae
Product: secretory carrier-associated membrane protein 1-like
Exons: 9
Coding region: 188-1201 (337 amino acids)
Biological process (GO): protein transport
Cellular component (GO): recycling endosome membrane; trans-Golgi network membrane
Source: RefSeq, a predicted model, not a curated record
AAUCCCGUGCCUCGGUAGUGUCUCUGGACUGUAGCUCUGGACCUUGUCCAUACUUGACUUCACCUCGGACCGUGUCAUCGCGUCAAACCGAAACGUUGAUUGUUUUUUUUUGUGGCAGCUAGCCUAAACUUUGGUUUUAAAUAUCAGCUCUGUGUUACAUUGAACGGGAAGGACACAAAUAAGGAGAAUGUCGGAUUUCGACAGCAACCCGUUCGCGGACCCGGACCUCAGCAGCCCGUUUCAGGAUCCAUCAGUGACCCAAGUAAGACAGGCGGCUCCUCCUGGGCUGGAGGAGUACAAUCCCUUCACAGAUGCCAAACCAGCGCCUGCGGGUACGGCGCCCAAGGCUGCUGCACCCACCAUCAACACACAACCCGCCAUCAUGAAGCCCACAGAGGAGCCUCCGGCCUACUCGCAGCCUCAGGCGCAGGGGCAGACGCGAGCAGCUGCUGAGCUCCUGAGGCGACAGGAGGAGCUGGAGAGGAAGGCUGCAGAGCUGGACCGCCGGGAGAGAGAGAUGCAGUCACUCAGUGCUUCAGGAGGCAGGAAAAACAACUGGCCCCCCCUCCCGGAGAAGUUCCCCGUGGGCCCCUGUUUCUACCACGACAUUACUGUGGACAUCCCUGUAGAGUUUCAGAAGACGGUCAAGAUCAUGUACUACCUCUGGAUGUUUCACACUGGGACGCUGCUGGCUAACAUGGUGGGCUGCCUGGCCUGGUUCUGUGUGGAUGCAACACGCGGGGUGGACUUCGGCUUGUCCAUCCUCUGGCUGCUGCUCUUCACCCCCUGCUCGUUCGUCUGUUGGUACAGACCGCUUUACGCAGCGUUCAGGAGUGACAGCUCAUUCAGGUUUUUCAUUUUCUUCUUCGUGUACAUCAGUCAGUUCGCCAUCUACGUUAUCCAGUGUAUUGGCAUCGCUGGUUGGGGCGCAAGUGGGUGGAUCUCGGCUUUGACCGGCCUGAAUCGCAGCAUCCCAGUGGGCAUUAUCAUGAUCCUCAUCGCUGCUCUCUUCACGUCGCUGGCUGUCAUGUCCCUCAUCAUGUUCAAAAAGGUCCAUGCGAUGUACCGGACCACCGGCGCCAGCUUCGAGAAGGCCCAGCAGGAGUUUGCAACAGGCGUCAUGACCAACAAGACGGUCCAGACGGCCGCCGCUAAUGCCGCCACCAGGGCUGCACAAGGAAACUUCAAGGAGCAGAUCUGAUUGGCCCAGAGAGCUCCCUCAUCCCUCCGUCCACCCUCCGUCCACCCCCCUCCCCCUCCUCCCCCUCCCUCCUCCGUCCACUUCUCACAAACGCAGCACCCAGCUUCGACUGAGCCCAGUGCCCUGUUUGAACACGCAGAGAGUCGUCUAACCUUCUGACAAUGUGGGAGUGGUUUUAUGUAACGGCAGUACAGUCACCUCUGAUCUGAGAUCUGAGUGUGAGAGAGAAAAACCACAACUGGGAUCAUUCAAACAGGGUCACAGCUCUGUCCCGCUGUCCUCCUCCACCUCCACCUGCCCCCCGGCAACAUUGUACAUUCUCAUCUCUGACUCUGGGAACCCCUCAUCUACGCUGCACUCCCACCACUCAACCAGCGUUGAUCAACUUUAUUUUUUUGUGUGGGUGUGUGUGUGUGUGUGUGUGUGUGUGUGUGUGUGGCCAAGUAAAUGCAUAUUUGUGUGCCUGUUUAAACGUCGGUGCCGCCUCCAGGCCUGUAUGUCCAAGUUCGACUUUCUGAAGUUGCAGGGGGCGUUUCCCACCAUCAGCUGUCUCAGAAGUUGUGUGUGUGUUCAGGCCUUUCUUUAAUUUAUCAACCUUAAUCGUUACUUCCUGUUUUAAAAAUUAAUUUAUUAUUGGACAAUUGGAAGUCAUCUCGUGCUCUCUAGUUGUCGCUGAAUGCACACGCAGCAGAUUUACUUUUUGCUGUUUUCCAUGAGUACAUAACUGAACACUGCUGCCCCCCAGUGGAGGGAGGUUGUAUUGUUGAAGAUGAAUGCUGUGCAUUCCAGUUCACUGCCUUGCCUUCUAGUGUUUGCUUUCCUCAGAAUUGGGUUUUCAGAGAGUGUGUCGUCGUGGUCCUUAAAGUGAUGCUUCACCCAAAGUCUCAUCUGUUAAGUGUCAAACACUCCCCCCUUAUAGACUGUGGGGCUAAUGAUUUUUGCUGUGUCUAAUAAUCUACCGGUUAAUUAUUAAGUCAUUAUGUUUUAUGUCCGUCCAUCCAUUCUCUCCGUUCUUGUAAAUGCCAAAUCUCAGUAACGCCGCGAGGGAACAUCUUCAAAUUUGGCACAAAUGUUCAUUUGGACUGAAAGAUGAACUGAUUAGAUUUUGGUGGUGAAAGGUGAAAGGUCAAGGUCACUGUGACCUCACAAAGCGCAAAUUCAUACACUAAUUAUGACGCAGUUUAGCUAAAUGUCUAUAAGGAAUAAAGUGAAGUGAUGACAUCUUCAGUGUGACAUCAUAAUGUUUUGUGAAAACACUAACUCAUGAUUGUGAUCAUAUUUCCUGUAACUUGGCUGGCGGCGGUAAACAAACCACAGGGCGAUAAUUCUCCUGAUAACUCCUGCAGUGUUCGAUACUUAAACCUUUUUAAUUUUGGGUGCAAUAUCACUUUAAAGUUUGCUCUCAAGUAUCUUUUUUUUUUUUUUGCUUGAAAUCUUUUGCCUACAAUGAGCUACAUAUCCAUCGUGAAAUCUCACCAAGUUGCACUUUAAAUCCGGUCAUUCGACUUAAAUGAAAGGAUGUUUAUAACGACGGCUUCACGCCUUCCCGCUUCAUUAGUGUAAUCCAUACGUCUGACACGCACCAGCUGAGUUCAGCAAAGUUUCUACAUCGAGCCUUCCUUCGGUGUCAUUUCCUCAAACAGGAACGAAUGAAUGGCACUGUUAACACACACUAAAGAGAUCCACUACUCUGUAUAUACGGCUGCAUGUUUAUACAGUUCUGAAGAGGAAAGUCGAACUCGUCUCCAGCUUCUCUCGCGUUCUGGAGAUUUACCUCACUUGUACUCAGGAUGUACUCUUCACUUGCAUGACGAGGUUAAAAAAAUUAUACCAGAUUGUACAAAAUUAAGACACAGAUUGGCCCCUUGGAGUUAAAUAUACGUGUUGUAAAUGAAUAUAUUGCAAUAAAACAUGAUAGAAAUGGCCAGUAAUGUCUAUGAUUGCUUGCUUAUUCAUAAUUUGAGAGUUGUGGGUCGACUAUCACUGAACUCCAACCACAAUCAGAAGCAUCAGAUCUGAAGACGUGACGGGGUCAUUCUUCUUAGUCUCCUUUCUUUCCAGCGUCAUUUCAAAAUACUGAAUCGAAUGUGUCUUUUUCUAAACACUGUACGAGUCUGUCGCAUCAGUGGGAGCUGCGAAAGCAGCUGUUCACCGUUUUUGAAUGUGUCUGAUUUCUCUGUCUGUUGUGCGUCAUGUUUAAGCCAGUGAAGCCUUUGUGAGUGUGUGAUGUGUAGGAGUGUAAACAGAGGGGAAAUGGGGCCUUUUAAGUCUUAAUCUGUUUGCAGGGCAGAGUCUGGGAUGAGACUUUUCUACUUUUAAAUCUGCUGAAGCUUCCUGCAACAUGCUCGUUUUGUUUUGUUUUUUUUUGCCUUGUCUUUAUUUCACACUGGCUUAAUUAGGACAAGUACAUGUCUAAGCCUAAGUACAUUUAAUGUAUGUACAAAGCAACAUGAGAUUAUUCCUGAUAAAGAUUUCUGCUGUUAUUUUUGACUUGCUCAAAAGAACAAAAUCCAUGAUAAAUGUGAGAAAGGCGUUAGACUGCAAUGCAAUGUGAACUGUGUGUGACGUCCUGUAGAUGGACUGUGGCUUUAAGCUGUGCUUUAUAAUUAACAUGGCAUGUGGUAGAAACAAUGAGAAUGAAAUUAAUCUACUCAGAAGCAUCUCUUAACGAUUACAUUUUAAUGAAAUUAUUCAGAAAAAUGACUGAGGGGGAGUUUGUAUGUUUUGUAUGAUUUACAGAUGGUCGGCGGUUUGCUCGAAAUUUCAUUGUAAUUUUAAGGUGCACUCUGGUUUCACCUUCAGUCGCAUGUUGAGUAGUUUGAGUUUUGUAUAUUUAUUGUAUUAACACUGAAUAAAAUUCUUCUUCCGUA